Messenger RNA from Misgurnus anguillicaudatus (oriental weatherfish), 3227 nucleotides. NCBI's taxonomy places the organism in Eukaryota, Metazoa, Chordata, Actinopteri, Cypriniformes, Cobitidae. The record is from RefSeq and is a predicted model, not a curated record.
AUGUCUUGUUUGCAGUUGUUUUUAAAGACUUCGUGUGUACAUAACACUUGCUCUUGCAAGUUGACUGUAGCAGCCGCUGGGUCUUUAAGAUUAAAUAAAAAGCCCUUAAUUGCGCAAUAUAUUCUGACGUUUGAGUUUUAUAAAUAUUUUUGUUCAGAUCAGCACAUACUACGAGAUCUCGAGAGGAGAAAACUUCUAGUAUUCACGCCGUCCAGAAGGGUGGCCGGAAAACGUGUGGUCUGCUACGAUGACCGUUUCAUAGUAAAGCUGGCGUAUGACUCCGAUGGCAUCAUUGUGUCCAAUGACACCUAUCGAGAUCUCCAGGGAGAACGUCCAGAAUGGAAACGUUUCAUCGAGGAGAGGCUUUUAAUGUACUCGUUCGUCAAUGAUAAAUUUAUGCCCCCCGAUGACCCCUUGGGAAGACAUGGUCCCACCCUGGACAACUUUCUGAGGAAGACUCCACGUUUACCGAAGAAGCAGCCGUGUCCUUACGGAAAGAAGUGCACUUACGGAAUCAAAUGUAAAUUCCAUCACCCGGAGCGAAGCAAGCAAUCCCAGCGUGCCCUGGCCGACGAGCUGCGAGACAAAGCCAAAAUUUCAGCCGCACCUCACAAACCACAGUCGAACUCUGUUGGACACAGUCAAAGUCCAUCUUUAGAGGAAGUUCUGGAACACAAACUAACCCUGGACACGAGCGGAUCCCUCAAGAAAAAUUACGCUAGCGAAAACGUACUCGUCAUCAAAGGAGCCCCUCAGCCGACUCAGAAGAAGUUUUCUUCGAAGAGAGAACACCGCCAUUCACCGCCAGGUCUGGGCUCUUAUACUUACGGAUCUCAGGAGUUUUUGGAUUCCGGUUUAGGUUCCUACGAAAGUCAAUUACCCGAAGCACCCCAGGUCGAGCGCCACUAUGAAAUCGACCACAGGAAGUCCAAACCAUCCACCGGUGGGCGGCACCAUAGCGUUCCAGCAAACAGACAACCCUGCAGUUGCUGCUCCCAUGAAUCUCAAAGCAUUAAUGGAGGCAAUAUGCAUCACAGCAUGGGUUUGCCAAACUUACCCAACCCAGAACACAGAGGUUACUCUCAACCUCGCUAUCAUUCAUACGGAGGAGGUCCGGUUUACCCAUCCGUCAACAUGUCACAGUAUUCGUUUCAUCACAGCAGUGCUCCUCCACCUCAUCAUGGCUACUGGUCCGAUCAUUAUGGUGGUUAUCCUCCAGCGUCCCACAAUUCAGUGCAGGAAGAAAGAGGACAUGGACCUUGGUCUCAUUCCCAGCCCAAUCCUCAGUGGUCCGAGAGGGAGCAGGUGAGGAAAAAGUUGCUGGCAAUUUUCAAUUCACGUCUGGUAGACCGUGCCAUGGAAAUGUUUCCUUACAUCCUCGACCCGCAAAGACUUGCUGCAGAGAUCUUGACUCUUCAAUCUCAGGGUGGAGCUUUUUAAAGUUGAAGGACUAGUCAAUGUUAUUAAGACUUUUGGAGCUUUUAGUUUUUAUAUCUGUUGUGUUCUACUGGAUAGCACCACCCACAGUGAAACCUCAUUGGUCCAAAAUCCUACAUAGCUGAAAACUCAUCAUGUUUGCUCAGGUCUUGUUGCAGUAAACAAAAUACAGUACAGUAUAAUGAUGAAGGCAUUUUUAUGCCAACUUGUAUAAAAAAAUGAAUCUUAAACAAUGGACUGUUGAUACAAAUCGUGUCUUAAACCUUUUUAAGCUAUUUUAAAGGUUUUUGAAUGUAUUUUUAUUACAUGUGGGUGAUUCUCACGAAAACUUGGUUUUAAAAAUGUCAAGCAUGAAAAUGUAAAAAUUGCUUAAAUUUACUUUAUUUCCCACCAGGCAUUGAAAAACAAAGUCUGGAGUAAAUGGGAACAUUAAUUUAAAAACUUUUACUUAUCAUUUAACACUUUUUGUAACAUAAUUUAAAAAAUAAGUCCUAAAAAAUCUCAUUACCGCAACAGUCAGAAAACAUCAACACUGACAUAUUUUCAAAAUGACAUGACAAACCUGAAAGAACAUCAUUUGGAGAUUCUGCACAUGCAUUUAAAAUCAAAGUAUUAUGCUUCUAUUAAUUAAAUUAACAUUUAAUAAGCAUCUGUUGCGGUAAUGAUAAUCAAAAUGUCGUGUAAGCAUUCUGACAAGACAAUAUUUCAAAUUAACUGUAAAAAAAUGAUCUUACCUGGUAGCCAUCUUGAAGUAACUGAUCCAUGUGCUUGGUCACUCAAAAUCAAACUUUAUUAAAAUUCUGUAUGUGUGCUUAAACUGUUCUCAAAAAGUGUUGCGGAGGAUGAGAACAUCAGGCAUGGACACAUCAUUUUCCUAAUUUUUCUUCAUUAUUAUUAUACAUGAAUAUUCAGUAAAUAUUUUUUCUGUCAUCUAAAGUAGUCUAGCAAAACAUCCAUUUAUUUUUUUCUUAAUAUUUUUGUGUUAAUUUGAUUAAAUUACAACAUAACGCAUGUUCAAACACAGCCGGACACAUUGCGGUAAUGAGAAUUUCAGCAGAAAAUGAGAUAAAAUUUCCAAUUAUAAAUUCUUACGUUGAAAUCACACAUUGUGCAAGGUAGAACACAGUAUUGUGUUAAUUCUGAUGCUUUUUAAUGUUACUAUAUUACACAUUUUAAAGCUAAAAUCAUUAGUGCCGUGGUGUUUCACUGGUUUCGUGAGAAUCACCCAUGUAUUUGGUAAAUUAACCACUGGUUGCAUUAACCAACAAGGUGUUUCCUUUUUGACUAUAGUUCUCAAAAGUUUAAUAUUUAAUUUUGUCAGCUUUUUAGCAAAAAAAUGACAUCAGGUGAUGUCCGGACAAUGUAUUUUGUGUGUAAUGAAUUGUGGUUCUGUGGAUCUGCAGUACCAUUUAAGUUAAAUGUGUUGGCACUGUGUGCUUUAACAUUUGUUGAUCUGAUCUAUCAGAACGGUAGAAGUGUACACACCCUUUGGUGUAUUUUUUAUUGCUUUUUACUUGUGAAAUAUCAUACAGAAUGCAAAAGUUCUCAAAUGUAAAUACCAAAAAUUGCAGAUCAGAAGUUGAACGGUAUAGAUAAGGGACACUAAAGACUUUUAAGUGCCCUUAUUAGUUUGCAUUGAUUGAAGUGAAAGGGAGUUUAUGAUAUUGUGUAGGCAACAUUUUGCCAUUGUUUCAUUAAACUGCUUUUGCAACAUGUAAAUCUGAAUAUGUUAUCUGUAUGCUUGUGUUUUGUAAAAACUAAAAAAUAAAUAAAUUGCAUAUUUAUCUACA